AUGGCGCCUAACGAACAUCCAAAACACUUGUCAAUCCCCGCUCAUGGUACCUCCGUCGUCACUUGUCUCUUACUGUCGCAUGGCCGUAUUGUAUCUGCGUCGGAUGAUCAUUCCAUCCAUGUCUACUCUCCUGCAACCAGUGAAUUGCUGCAGUCGUUACGCGGCCACGAGGGUGGCGUCUGGACACUAGCCGCUAGUAGGGACAUCCUCGUCAGCCAUACUAGCACUGUUCGCUGUCUCGCAAUCGUAAGACCAGAAGUAAUCGAUGUCGAAGGGGAGGGAGGAGUUAUCACGAGAGAGAAGUGGCUGAAACAAUCUCUUUCAGGUGCAGACGAUACAGACGCUGAACUGACUGAGGACGUCAACGAGAAUCCGUACCACAAAUCACACCUGGAAGGGCACGACCACGCCGUUCGUGCACUAGCUGCACGGGGACGCAUGCCCAUCCCGGGUAGUUUUGACUGGGAGUGCAAGUGGGUGCUAGCGGGGCGCACCCAAAAAUGUGUGGUUUUAGACAUACGUCGCAUCAUUGCUUGCUCGGGAUCGAUGGGCUGUGCUUGUCAACAGAUGCUGACCGGGCAUGCAUCCCUUGUUGGAUUACUCGGCCUGUCCCCCCCAUUUGAUUUCCGCCGCUGCCGACUCCACGUUGCGGAUCUGGGAUCCCGAUACUGGCGAGCUCCGUUGUCUCUUGAGGCCCACAGUGGGGCCAUGUCAUGUUUUCAACAUGUGUUUGAAGUACUCAGUGGCUCUGACGGGACCUUGAAGAUGAACCUUGCCAAGGAUUUACUCACCGACGACGAUUGGGACAGCGAAUCGCCGGGAGGUAUCUAUGACGAUGAGACAAGUGAAGAAGACGAGUGGACACGAUGGGCUAGGGUAUGCAAAAGGUUCAAGGAGUUCCGGUGUUAUCGACAACGGCGAUCGUUGCCGUGGACCUUCAGUCACAGAAUGAGCCCAUGGUGCUGA
Molecule: messenger RNA, 966 nt
Organism: Pisolithus orientalis
Lineage: Eukaryota; Fungi; Basidiomycota; Agaricomycetes; Boletales; Pisolithaceae
Product: cell division control protein 4
Exons: 9
Coding region: 1-966 (321 amino acids)
Molecular function (GO): protein binding
Source: RefSeq, a predicted model, not a curated record